AUGGCGAGCAAAAGUAAUCCGGCAAUUGGCCGGCCUUCUGUUAGACCCGAAGAUGCACAGGAAGCUGUCAAAGAUUGUACUCUGAAGAAAAAAAUACCUCCACAAGAGCCACCUUGUGCUAAAGAAGAGGAAUGGAAGUGCUCAGACGAUCCUCCUUGGCGCACCUACAUGAGAAUGUUCGUAGACGAUUUGGCAAAAAAAAGGGAAGAUGAGCAAGAGACAUCGGGCAUGUUCAAUAAAACUGAGCGAAAGCCCCGCGCUCCCCUGGUCAAAGAGGAAUAUUUGGGCAAAAUUGUGCCUUCCCCUCGGCCUAUACACGCCUUUAGUGCAGAAGUUCAAAAAGCCUGCACUCUGCCCGAUCCGAUUUGGAAAGUUCUGCGCGAUAACCCAUCGAGCGCCAAUGAGAAUGUUAAAAGUCGAAUGGAUUGGCCAAGAUCGUGGCCAUGCAUAGACGAGGAUGAUGUGAGAAAAAUGAAAAUUAGGCUGAGAAAAAUGAAGAUGAAGAAAAUGUUGAAAUCGCCCUGCGAAGUCAACGCCAUAGACUCACCCGGUACGAGCGACGACGAGAGAAUGGAAGAGAUGGCGCACCAAAAGGAGCUCGGGCACGCCAGAAUUCCUGUGACGAAGCCCAAACCCGACAUCAAAGUCACGAUCGAUCGAGCUUGUGGCAAUCAACCUGGCCUGGUAUUCGGCGAUUACAUUUAUUGGAGUUUGACGUCGAAAAAUAACGCAAGACUCGAGUACGCCAACGUUUGCCUUAGAGGCUUGACUGGGAUGCAUCUCGGUGAGCUGUCGAGGAGUCGUCGCACGACUUGGAAAUUUUGCCUCUACCAGGCGAUGGUAGCCUUGCUGGCUAAAACCCAAUUGAGAUACAAGUUUGCGUGGGGCGCCAACAUCGAUUACAUUUACCAGCACGCCUGGCUACUGUUCACUCACAUCGGUCACUUGAACAUCAAAGAGCGUCAGAUCUUUGACGACGUUCUCGUCUUCAAUUACAACUACAGCAUCGAGCUGGAGCUGAUCCAGGAACUUUGCGACGUGCCAAUGAGCUCGUCGAUCGGCUUCAAAUACCUCGAGAAGGAGGUAGAGGUGAAGCGUCAAAAGCUGCGGCCCGAGCUGACGCUGACCGAGGCUACCUUCGGCACGCAGCGCCACCGCGAAUGCGCGCGGAUCACGGUUAACAAGUACACGAAGAGCAUCGAGAAGUGGUUCGACGGCCUCGAGAUGCGCUACAACAACUGCAUCAUCAGGACGUCGAGGUUCAGCAUGGCCUUUUGGCAGGAGGGCUCGUUCUGGUACCUGUACAAUCCGUACCGCUGCAGCGACUACGGCUUCUGGGACGACUCGGGCUACGCCUGCAUCAUGAAGUUCUGCUCGAGGGACGCGCUCAAGAGGCACCUCAUGCUGCUCACCGUCAGAGCCUACACUUACGAGGCCGUCGUCACGCAGCAAGAGAAGGACUUGAGGAAGCGCGGCAUCAAGAGGAAGCACAAGUUCACCGUGCAAAUUUACCAAGUCAUAUUCCACUCGUGUCGCAUACACAACGUCAAACUGUUCACGAGAGGCCCGAGAAAGGCCAAGCUCAAGCUGACGCCCAAAGACAAGGAGUCUUGCACUUACGAUCCAGAGGCUAGAUUGACCGACAAGACUUGCGACGACCCCGAAAGUCCGACCGACAUCGAUCGAUUGUCCGAGAAGCUUGAAAAAUCAAUUUGGCUCGACCAGAAGCACUUUGUUUGGAAGAGAAGCUUCUUCUCCGGGUUGGAGCCAACACCCAAAUGGCAAUAUUAUGACGUGAUCCAACCAGGUCGUUUCUACGUGCUCUGGGGAAAAUAUCACAUAACCGAUGAGCGAUUCGCCGAGGAAAAUCGCAAUAGGCAGGCGAGCGCCUGCUAUGCCGUUUGCGCGGCCAUGGUCCUCAUCAACACACCCGAGUACUGGACGCCGCAAGUUCUUGAUGCCAUCGUUGUAUGCGGUGACGAUUUUUACACGAAUCGUGCGCUGAGCCUUCAAACAACCAAGAGCCACGUCGAUGAGGACGACUGGAACUUGAAAGCUCGCGAUAGCUUUAGCAUCGGUGAAAUCGAGUGUCAUGUGCAAGCGUUACCGGUCAUUUGUGGCCAAUUGUACCUAAGAGGCCAUCGUUGUCUCUGGCGAUCGAUUGAAAAAUUAUUUCAAGAGCACGAGUUUGCUGUGUUGGCCUGUGAAAAUAGUCGCUUGGGUGUAUUCAAACACUUUGGCGUCUAUUACUUGUGCGACGUCAAAUCCUACGGACCUCCCAUAUUUGUGCCUGGAGAUGGAUCCGUCUACUUGCUGAGAACAACUUGUAUAGAAGAGCUCAUUGGUAGCAUAAUUCUGAUCAUCGGUUCGCCAGAGUGCAGUCAAUUUACUCUUCGGCCUCUCGAAAUUGUUAGGAUGAAGGAUACAUCGCGUGGUGCUCCGUGCGAUAGAAAACGUCCGAGGAAAUGCGGUGAUGACGACGAAGAUGAAGGUGCGGCUAAGAAAAAGUGCCCUUUGAAAUCGCAAAGAUGUCCUUACGCAGAAGACAAACUAAUGCAAAAAAAGAUUAAGAAAGUCCCGCGUAAAACAUGCGGCUGA
Messenger RNA from Trichogramma pretiosum, 2598 nucleotides. RefSeq lists its product as uncharacterized. Bases 1 to 2598 code for a protein of 865 amino acids. The record is from RefSeq and is a predicted model, not a curated record. Lineage: Eukaryota; Metazoa; Arthropoda; Insecta; Hymenoptera; Trichogrammatidae. The transcript is spliced from 8 exons.